This is a messenger RNA of Raphanus sativus (radish), 1221 nucleotides long. Its product is annotated as probable rRNA-processing protein EBP2 homolog. Gene Ontology annotation, cellular component: nucleolus; nuclear periphery; preribosome, large subunit precursor. The record is from RefSeq and is a predicted model, not a curated record. Bases 139 to 1038 code for a protein of 299 amino acids. NCBI's taxonomy places the organism in Eukaryota, Viridiplantae, Streptophyta, Magnoliopsida, Brassicales, Brassicaceae. Gene Ontology annotation, biological process: rRNA processing; ribosomal large subunit biogenesis. The transcript has 2 exons.
AAAUAGUUUACGAAGCAAAACCCUUAUUUUAAAAAUUUGUUUCUUCUUCUUUGUUGCGCCGUCGUUCACUCUCUAGCUCCGUCUCUCUAAAACCCUUCUCUAGCAAAGCAUCUUCUUCGUGUCGUUUCGUAAUCAACUAUGUCACUUGAAGAUGAUUUCGUGGAAGACGAUGAGAUGAACAUGAUCGAUGAAGACGAAGCAGCAUCCGACUCCGAAGCAGAAUCACUUUCAGAUUCAGAUUCAGACAACGAGAUCACCGAGAAGCUAGCCGAGCCGACAAAGACUGCCGUCUACAACAGAGACGGUCUUCUCGACAAACUCCAAGACAUAAGCUGGCCAGAAGACGUCGACUGGGCUCACAAACUCACCGUCGAGAUCGAUCAGGGCCCACAAGCCGUCGACGUGAACGACGACCUCGCUAGAGAGAUGGCGUUCUACACACAAGCCCUCGAAGGGACGAGGGAGGCCUUCGGGAAGCUCGAGGAGAUGGGGCUGCCUUUUUUAAGACCGGGGGAUUACUACGCGGAGAUGGUGAAGUCGGACACGCACAUGGAGAAGGUGAAGUCGAAGCUUCUGUACGAGAAGAAGCAGAUGGAGGAGGCGGAGGAGAGGAGGAAAGCGAGGGAUAACAAGAAGAUGGCCAAGGAGGUGCAGUCUCAGAAGAUGAAGGAGAGGGCUAAGCAGAAGAAGGACGAGAUUGAGUCUGUCAAGAAGUGGAGGAAACAGAGGCAGCAGAGUGGGUUUAGUGAGAAAGGUGGUGGCGCGGGGGAGCUUGAUCUUGAGUUUGGGAAUGGGAAGAGUUUUCAGAGAGGUGGUAAGAAGAGACCAGGUGUGUCUCCUGGUGACCGGUCGGGAGGGAAAGGGAAGUCUGCUUCGAGGAUGAAUAAUAAGAAGAGGGAGUUUAGGGAUUCUAAGUUUGGUCAUGGUGGUAGGAAGGGUUUGAGCAAGCAGAACACUGCGGAGACCACUAAUGAUUUCAAAGGCGGGUUUCGUGGAGGCAAAGCUGGUGGUGGUGGCAACAAGAGACAGAAGAGAUAAUAUAAUCGAAAAGGUUUGAUCCUCAAAACUUAUCACCAACUUCAACUCUAUAAACUUAUUUAUUAUCUUGGAUUAUGUUUUUAGAGUAUACAUUUUUGUUUUUGUAAUGGGUAAGGACUGAUAUUUUUCGUUACAAUGUUGUACUAAUGAUUUCUUGUAUUAAGUCCCAUGUGUUUUGAAGAA